UGUAAACGACCUCGCUAGGCAACAAUAGUGGACCAGGAAAAUGCUUUGCAAGGUUGCAGCCAGCUAAAUAUAUUUUAACUGCUUAUCUGAAAAAGUUCAGAAGAAAAACAUUUAGCUAACUAUAGUUUAAUGAUAGCUAAUAACACGUUUAUCAAAUGUUGCCAGAGUGAAUUCAAAUAAUCAGUCAAAAUGUCAACAGCCUCUGCACCUAUGGUGCAGUAUGGUCGAAGAAAAGGUUCAAGCAGAAGAGUCAUUUUGGCGGAGGGUAAAAGUGAGCUGAGCCCAGCGGUAGAUAUUCGCAAAGUAACAGUAUUGCCCAAAUCCGAAUGGUUACGACUGCAAGCCAGUGUCAGUGGUGUGAGCAGACACCCCGACAGUCGCGCUGAAGCAGCAAGGCAGCGGGCGGCCCUGCACCUGCGUUCUGAGGAAGUGGUCAAAAACUGGCCCAAUACUAUAGCUGGACAACGGCAAAAAAAACUGGAGGCAAAGAAACUUAGAGAAGAGAUUGAGGAGGAAGAGAGGAAACAAAUUGAUACAGCGGAAGCAAAGUACCAAGAGCAAAAAAGAAGAGAAGCCAUUGAGAAAGCAAAAGCCCAGCAAUAUUAUCAGACUGACAGAGUGAAAGGAUUCCAUAGUGCCCUGCUGUUGACUGAGGUUCUGAAGGAGCGGGAGGCCCAGAUUGAGUUGAAGCAGAGGAAACAGAAUGCCUCUAAGGAUAUAGAUAAAGAGAUCAUGGCUAUGAUCCUGCACAGAGAGAGGCAGACUUUACAGAAGGAGCAGCAGGACGACCUAGAGAAGAAGCGAAAGUGUCUGGUGGUCGCUGAGAGUUUGAAACAACAGAUUGAGGAGCAUAAGCAUGCAAGAGAACAAGAGAGAAAGGAGGAAAGAAAGCAGGUAGAGGAAAUGCAGCGACUCGAAGAGCUCUAUCUAUCGGAGCAAUCCAUGCAAGAGCAGAAGAAGAAAGAGCAGAAGAGAAGCAUCAUGAGAGCUCACUGUGAACACCUGGCUAACAGGGAUCUCAUCAAAGCGACCGAGGCUCAGAAUGAGAAGAUGGAGGAUGAGAGUCGAAGGCUUUUUGCAAAAGCUAAAGAGAAAAUGAUGAAACUCAGGAAAGAGAAAGAAGCAGAGCUGUUUAGAGAGUUCCAGAGACACAGAGAGGCUAUUACUGAGAGACUGAAAGCCCAGCAUCAGGAACAGACCACUAAUGAGGAAGAGUUGAUCUUCAAGGCAGUGGAAGAAGCUGAAGCCAAGCAGGCUCAGCAACAGCGAGAAAAGGAUGAGAAGAAAGCAGCAAUGUUGAAGUCCAUAGCCACACACAGAGAAGCUAUGCGACAAGAACAGCAGCUCAGGGUGCAAGAGGAGAAACAGAAUGCAAUUGAGAUGCUUAAUGCAAAGAAAGUAGCAGAUAGCAUUUUUCUUGAAAAACAACUCCUCAAGGCCCAACAAAUGAAAGAGAAUGCCAAAGCACUACAAGACAUUUACGUACAUCAAAUGGCUGAGAAAUGUGCACAGGAUCAGCGCAUGAAAAAAGAAGAAGAGGAGUUUGAGGCAAGCAACGCUGCUCUUAUUGCCGAAGAGGAGAAUCAGUUUCAGCGGUACGCCAAGCAAGUGAUCCAGACAGCCAGUGAGGCCCAGCGGAACACCCGUGCACUGCGCAAGGCUGCACGGGAGGGCAUCGGUGGAGGACUGGGCCCCAUGUUUAGUGGAGUUAGGCCAAGUUAUCUUGUUCAUGAUGAGUCUGGCGUUCAGAUGCCCAGUUAUGUGUGCAGUAGUAGUCAAGGCAUAAAGGAGCUGAAUGAAACUGUCAACAUUAAGGAGUCCAAAAAACGACUAGGAUUUACUUGGUGAUCAUGGGUAAUAUAAUAUUUACCUGUUCAAGGCUAUGAUUUGUUGCCAUUAAUACACAGUAAUAAAAAAAAAAUCUUUAAAAUGAUCUAAGUUAGUUUUUUGAAAAGGAAUUGUAGCUGUGUUAGUUGUAUUGUAGACUUUUGAUUGUUAUACAGUGGUGUGAA
This is a messenger RNA of Electrophorus electricus (electric eel), 2012 nucleotides long. RefSeq names its product cilia and flagella associated protein 210 (gene cfap210). NCBI's taxonomy places the organism in Eukaryota, Metazoa, Chordata, Actinopteri, Gymnotiformes, Gymnotidae. The record is from RefSeq and is a predicted model, not a curated record. Gene Ontology annotation, cellular component: axonemal microtubule.